Labeo rohita (rohu) is the source of this 1040-nucleotide messenger RNA. RefSeq names its product C3a anaphylatoxin chemotactic receptor-like. Lineage: Eukaryota; Metazoa; Chordata; Actinopteri; Cypriniformes; Cyprinidae. The transcript is spliced from 2 exons. Gene Ontology annotation, cellular component: plasma membrane. Gene Ontology annotation, biological process: inflammatory response; positive regulation of cytosolic calcium ion concentration; phospholipase C-activating G protein-coupled receptor signaling pathway. Bases 177 to 1040 code for a protein of 287 amino acids. Gene Ontology annotation, molecular function: G protein-coupled receptor activity; complement receptor activity. The record is from RefSeq and is a predicted model, not a curated record.
UGUAGACCUUUAUCAGUAAAAACGACAAAUCGGCCUUGCUGUCUAACCAACAGUCUGUCACAGGAAGACAGAGCAAGAUCAAGACUCGCCUUGUCCCAGUCCAUCAACAGCUCAAAAAAUAAAACACUAGUUUUGGAGCUGAAAACAAGACAAGAUCCAUUGCACAUAACACCACUAUGGAGUAUAAGGAGCUUACGAUCUUUCUUAUAUGCAUUUACAUUCCCACCUUUCUUGUGGGUCUCAUUGGAAAUGGGCUUGUCAUAUUUCUGACUGGCUGCAGAAUGAAGACAACUGUAAACUCCAUUUGGUUUCUCAACUUGGCAAUUGCAGACUUCAUCUACAUGUUAUCUAGAACCAUACAACUUCUAUUAUUGCUUGCCAUAAAGCACAGUUGCUUCAUUUUCUUUGUCACGUUUAGACUAAAUCUCUUUUCUAGUAUUUUCUUUCUUGUUGUUAUUAGUCUGGACCGAUGCCUGUGCACAUGGACGGUCAUUUGGAUUCAAAAUAAAAGAACUUUAUUUGUAACCAGGAUCAUCUGCAUCGUUGUGUGGAUUUUAUCCAUCAGCUGCAGCAUUCCUUUCUUCAUCAUUGCUGACUUUCCUCAUACAUUUCUGAUCAUAUAUGAAUUUACAGUUGGCUUUUUUAUACCUUUCCUGAUCAUUGUGUCUUCAUAUAUAGCUAUUGGAGUACGAAUCAAACGCUUCAAAAGCGGGAAGCAGCCCAGGUCAUACAGGGUCAUUAUAACUGUAAUCUUUGGUUUUUUCAUAUGUUGGUUUCCAUACUAUGUGUGCCGUUUUUAUUCACUAACAGUGAGUGCAGAAGUGCUUACUCAGGAAGUAUUUCAGACAGCGUCUGCUUUCUGUGCCUACCUAGUUUAUCUAAACAGCUGUCUAAACCCCAUUCUCUAUGUGUUUAUGUGUGAUGAGUAUAAGAAGAAGCUUAAACAGUCUCUGCUGCUGGUGCUGGAGAUGGCUUUUGCUGAAGAUCAUCUGGACUUUAAGGCAGACAAGCAGGACAAGAAAACCAAACAGAAUUGUUAG